Messenger RNA from Helianthus annuus (common sunflower), 1347 nucleotides. RefSeq lists its product as uncharacterized. The transcript is spliced from 3 exons. The record is from RefSeq and is a predicted model, not a curated record. Bases 85 to 1104 code for a protein of 339 amino acids. NCBI's taxonomy places the organism in Eukaryota, Viridiplantae, Streptophyta, Magnoliopsida, Asterales, Asteraceae.
CCGACGUACCACAAAACACGCCAUGCAAAUAGCAAUAACUAUAAUUCCCAUCUUCUCAUUUCCAUCUCACAUUCACCAAAUCAAAUGGCCAUUGCCCGAAUUAGGAGUCGCCUCACAUCGGCACCUGCACAACCUCCAUCUCCAAUGCCCAACCCGCGCAUCUCCAAUCCCUCAUUCAACAAUAUUCACGUUGACAAGUUGAAGAACAUCCCCGAAUUCGAUGUGCCUGACGACAUGACCCGACCGCAGAUUGCAGAAGUUGAUUACCGUUUGAUUAAAUCCAAGGACAAGAAGGCGAUCCAGCAUAUGCUGGAUUCCGCGGUUAAGUAUGGGGUGUUUAGGAUUGUUGGACAUGGGAUAUCGCCCGAGGAGCUACAGGUGGCGUUUACCGAGGCCGAGUUUUGUUUUGGAUUGUUGGCGGAGAGGUGGAGCCGAGAUGGUGAUAGGGAGGAGCUGGCGUGGUCGCGAUCCGCUAUGGCCGCCGCUGAAAGGAGACGGGAGGUUAAGAGUAAUGAGCAGUAUCUGAUGUUCAGACAAAAAAUGGAUAGCCUUGCGAAUAAGCUCGAAGUGAUCGCUAAAGAUGUGACCAAGAUUAUAGGAAGCAAUGGAGGUAAGCAACCUCGAAAGAAAAUAAAGGAAAACGAAACAAGAAUGACCAUAUUCAAGCAUAGUAACUCGUCUCUUCAACCUCACACCCCACGAUCAUCUCAAACUCCGCGUGCUUUGGACGGGUCUAAACGGGAUUCAGCCGCAUUUGCUGUCGGCCUUCAUAUCCCAACUGAAUUUGGUGAAUUUCGUCUCUUAUCUGACGAAGGACCAUUCACAUUCCGCACCAACCCUAAUUCCAUUGUCUUCACCAUUGGAGAACAAAUUGAGGAAUGGAGCUAUGGAGAGUUCAGAUCGGCAUUUGGGGAGAUAAACAUAGAGCCAGAUAUCAAAGAAGACGACGACAAAGGAGCAUACUCUGUUGAACUAAAGUGCUCACCUUCAAAUCUAAAUGAUGCAGUUGACAAACAUGAGGGUAUCUCGAUAUACGAUCAGAUCAUCUUCAUAGUCAUAGUUGUCAUAGUUUACAAUCUCUUCUCCUAUCUACUUUCUUCUUGAUUUCCAUGCUAAGUUUUUUUUUUUUCGGGUGUGGGUCAGCUUUUGCGUACAACUUGUUCAACCCUCACCUUAUGGUAUCUACUUUUUAUGUCUUAAAACCAAACAAGCUAGGAUACUUGCAUGAACACAAGUGUAAUAGAUUGUUUCUUGAAGUCUUUCAUGUAAUUUGGAUUUAUAUUUGUUUUUUGUUAGAUGUUGGUUCACCAUGUAAUAACAAAUGUCAGUGAGUAUAUUGUUUCUACU